AUGUUGUCGAAGAUGCCUGCGCGUGGUAAUGACAUCGACAUUGAUGAUCUUUUAAGCAACCCACAACUCCCCACAGAACAAGAAGUUCAAAACCAAGUGUUACUUGAAUUCUUACGAAAGGAAGAAGAAGAAAAGAAAAAACGCGAGGAAGAAGAACAAGCCAAAAUGAAACGAAUGUUAGAAGACCAAGAACAACUUGAAAUCGAACGGAAAGGACAACUCGAAGCUCAGCGUAUCAUGCAGUCCAGAGAAAAAAGUAUUGUUAUGCAGUCUACUGUUCAUUCAAGUCACUUUAGUUCAAAGUCGCACGCGUUUUUCCCAAUUCCUGACGUUCUGUACUUCGAUCGAAGAACACUCAAAUCAAAGGAACAUUUAUUCAACCUGAUCGACACCACUAAUUUCGACUAUCUAACAACAGACCCGUGGUCUUCUGUUAUCGAACCAUGUGAAGAUUGGUCAUACAUCCCUUUAACUACAAAAAUGUUAGACUUGGAAUUGUUACAAGAUGGGUUUAACGUUGAAAUCAAUCACAAGUCCGUGACAUAUCAUAGAGAGUGUCGUAAUGCAAUUAUACCGUUGUUAAAUACAGAACAAGAAUUUCCUUUUUAUAGACAAUACUUCUAUCAAAAGAAAUCGGUGAGACACUUUUUAGAUAAGGAAAAUGCAAUUCUUCUUUCGGUCGACGAGUCGAAAAAGUAUAAAAAGGCGAUUCUAAGAAGUGAAAGAGAAUGUACCAGACUUGUCAUUCCACCAGAUGUCGAUCCAAUAAAAUACCACACGAUCUUCCCUAAAGGGGCUAAGGUUGUGAAAUACUCAAACACCCCACUGAUCGACGACGAGUUGGUUCGAAUAGAAGAGAACAAUGUUGUUAAGCGAUUUAAAGUUGGUGUUGUCGAUGUGAAACCGGACCAAACAGAAGACGAGAUCUUUUCGAAUGAAAGUGUCUCGAAAGGCUUUUACGAGAUGAUGUAUUUGUUGGGAGAGAAUUUUCCAUUGAAAGGAUUUACGGGGUAUAAUGGGGGGUUAGACGUGAAGUUCAACGAAACGGGCGAGUUCUCAUUUUACACGAAAUAUAUCAACAACGAAAUUAUGUUCCACGUCGCCCCGAUGUUGCCGUCUUCAGAAAAUGACCCACAAAAACUUGAAAGGAAGCGGCACAUUGGAAAUGAUAUUGUAGUCGUUGUCUUUUUGGAUGAAGGAGUCAAAGAGUUCGAUCCAAGAAUUUUUACAUCACACUUUAAUCACGUCUUCAUUAUGGUUCAACCUAUUUCAAAAGAAGAGGCGCUUAGUUUUUUGAGAGUGUGUGUGGUCACUAAACCUAACAUGAAUCCAUUCCCUCCUUUCUUGGAAUCAGCCGUAUUUAAAAUGGAUUUCGAUUUCAGAGACUUCUUGUUACAGAAAAUUAUCAACGCGGAAAGGACUGCAAUGAAAAACCCUCCGUUCAAAACAAACGCGGAAAACACGAGAAAACAACAGAUCGUUUGCUUGGCGGCAGAGUUAUGA
Messenger RNA from Entamoeba invadens IP1, 1503 nucleotides. Its product is annotated as rap GTPase-activating protein, putative. The record is from RefSeq and is a predicted model, not a curated record. Bases 1 to 1503 code for a protein of 500 amino acids. The transcript has 4 exons. Gene Ontology annotation, biological process: activation of GTPase activity; regulation of small GTPase mediated signal transduction. Gene Ontology annotation, molecular function: GTPase activator activity. Lineage: Eukaryota; Evosea; Mastigamoebida; Endamoebidae. Gene Ontology annotation, cellular component: cytoplasm.